GCGCAGAAGGAAUCGUCAGUGGAGCCCGGAGGCGGAGUCACAGGUAUCAAACUUCCGCUCAGACGUCUGCGUCAUCAUUGAUGUAUUUUAAAUAGGCUGUAUAAACUAUAUACAAUUUAAAAUUCUACCUGUAAAAUAAUAGUCUAUUCUGUUUCUAGAGCAAUAAUAUUUUUGAAACAGCAAAUUCAGUAGAUAAACUCAAUAUAAUAUGCCACUAGAAACAACUCUAAAAUGUCAGAAACGGUCCUAAAUCAAGUUUAAAUCUCCAUUACAGGAGAUCGACUGCUGUAGACAGUGUUUUAUAAUUAAUUAGAGUAGGCUAUCAUUAGUUUUAUCCUGCUAAUUAUUAUUUUAUACCCAUAAAAAUAAUUAGUAACUGCCAGAUAAUGAUCACCCGCUUUUUCCCAACAUGGUUAAUGUUAGGUGUGUUAUCUUAAAUAAUAACAUUUAUUAAUUAGCUUAUAAAGCCCACAUUUAACGUUACCGAAAAAAGUUCAGUGAUCCGUCAGAUCCUGUAGGUCGGUUAGUACAGUUUACUGCUGAACAACUCAUUUUGUCAGUGUGAAAUAACAGAAAUCGAAAAUUAGUAGUUAUAUAUCUUCAAUCUCCCCUCAAAGCUCUGACAGUCCUCAGAGAAGCUGUCAAUCACAACUGUCAAUCAUAACGACAUGCCCCGUUUCUAUAGCAUCAAAUUGCUCGCUAAAAUCAAACUUCACAAAAACGAACAAUUGAACAUAUAUCAGCAUGAUAGCAACUACCUUAAAUUACCAAAACCAUCUUUUGGAAAAUUUUAUUUAAAGUGUAAUUUAUUUUUUUUAUUUUGACUCAAGUGCCAUUCGUUUUACAUGGAGAGGGCGGGGUUUAUGACCUGUACUGCAUCCAGCCACCAGGGGGCGAUCAAAGAGCCCGCAGCUUCACUUUUCAGGACGUAUGAGGCACACCUUGAACAGACUUACUUAAAGGGACUUUGGCUGAAUCCUAAAUGGCAGACUUGCGGGCUCAGCUGAAGUGCGCGUAGCGGCCACAAAGGGGGCGCUCGCAAGCACGCUUCUGAAACAUAAAAUGAUGAAUGGGACACCCUACUACGGUCUCGUGGACUCAACGGACUGCAGCCAUUGUAAGUCCACAAGACCGUAAGUGCACAGAAGUGUGCCAUUUGGGAUUCAGCCGUUGACUGCAAUCUGUUGAUAACAAGCGUGCCACACGAGUCCUGAAAAGUGAAGCCAAAGCGCCUCGAUCGCCCCCAGGUGGCUGGAUGCAGUAUAGGUCGUAAACCGUCAAAAUGUUUUUCCAAAGAUGGAUUCUGCCAUUUUAGGCAGUUUUUAUCACGCUAAUGUUAGUUAAAGUGUUCGUUCUUUAAAUAAGUUUGUUUUUAGUUAGUUAUUUGAUGCUAUAAAAACGCGGGUUUUGACGUCAUGAUUGACAGUUGAGAUUGACAGCUUCCCUGAGCAAAGUAGUCACUGAAAUACGAACUGACUUUUUUUGGAUCUUCGGGAGGAGAUUGGAGCUUUAACUUUAAUUUCUACAUUUCCAGAACUGUUUCUCACGCCGACAUAAUGAGUUGUUCUGCUUUAUUAACCGAUUCCGCGGGGGUGUGGGCGGGACCUUGAUAUCACGACUCCACUUCGUGCUCACUACUGCGCAGACUCGGGCUCCAAGUUCACUAUGUGCAGACUCAAGAUGUCAGCGCCAUAUUGGCACACUGGAGUGUAGGUGCGUUGUUUAUCUUACCACAAAACUAGCUAGCAAACACAGAGAAGCUGUGUCCGAACUCGCGUACUGUUGAGUAGGUACUACAUUUAAUUCACAACCGUUGAAAAAGUAUGUUCUAUAUAGUACAAAUGUGUGUAGUAUGAAUGAAUUCGGACGUACUACAUCCGCCAUGUUGUUACUGUCACAUGACCUACAGCGUCAGUUACGUCCCUUCAACUCCAUUCACAAAUCCUCCCAUGGCCUCAUGGGAUUGUAAAGUGUCCAUCGUAUGCGCACUUCAGAAUCUCGCCGGAAGUAGUAAGUUAUCCGGGUACUUUUCGCCUACUGUUUUUCGAAUACUAUGAAUUCGGACAUAUUACUCUGUUCGCGUAUUAUUUUUCGCGUACUAUAUAGUAGAGAAGUAUUUGAUUUCUUACGCAGGGAGAACGUUCCCCUAGCGUUAGCAUAUGGUUCCCGUUUGGCUAUUUUUGGGAGUCAAAUAAUAACAUUCAUGCAAUAAAUAGUUGCUGUUAUUUUUUUAUUUAUUUUUUUGUGACAACCUAAAGACAAUGUAUAUGGAACGUUCUCUAAUGGUUAUUUUUAGGUUUUAUUAUUCUAACGAUUGUUUUGGGAACUAACUAGGUAUUUUGGAUUUUCCCCUUAAUUAGUAAAAGCAAAAAAAAAAAAAUUACAAUUAAUGAACAUUAAAAUGCACGUAGUUGCGAACGAAAGAUAUGCUAAAAUAUACGCUUAAAUUAUGCAAUUAAUAAAGGUAAAUAAACCUAAUACUUUUCAAAUUAAAAUAAAAUCCAUUAUAAAACGCAUCUUUAGCGACUAUGCUGUUUUUGAUUGACGCGAGGGAGCGACUUGUGCUGUUACUGGCUGAUGCGCACAGUAGGCGGAGUGUAAUCAGGUGACGCGAGGGAGCGACCUGCACUGCUAUUGGCUGACGCUCGCGGUGGGCGGGGUUUCAUCAGUCCCGCUCGGAAGCUGUGAUUUUUUUCCCCAGUAUCAAUUGAUCCGCGCCGGGUGAGUUCUGCUGCAGCGGACCGUCUGAUUCUCCAACACAAAUGCGGAUAAGAGAGAUACGCCACUGUACCAUGAGAAAACACCCUCAUUACUGUAUUUCUGGAUAGAAACAGAAGCCCUGGUGUUUCGGACGGAUUACAUGGUUUGUAAGGCCGAGCGGUUGUCAGCAGCUGUUCUCCCGCCAGAAUGAGCUCUUCUCCUGUCGUCUCGCGCGUGUCCGUCGACAUCCUGGAGGAACUGCAGCUGUUCACUGCUCAAAACCUGGAGAAGGUCGAGGUCAACAAAUACUAUGAAGUCAUACGGGAGCUCGGCAAGGGCACUUAUGGGAAGGUGGACCUCGUCAUCCAUAAGAUCAGAGGUAACAAGAUGGCUCUGAAGUUUCUAAAGAAGAAAACAACCAAGCUGAAGAGUUUCUUAAGAGAGUACAGCAUCUCCCUCUAUCUUUCUCCGUGUCCCUUUGUCAUCAACAUGUCUGGCAUUGCAUUUGAAACGGAGGAGUAUUAUGUUUUUGCACAGGAGUACGCGCCGUCUGGAGACUUGUUUGAUAUCAUUCCACCACAGGUGGGACUGCCGGAGCCGGUGGCGAAGCGCUGCGUUCAUCAGGUGGCUAUCGCCCUGGACUACCUGCACUCCAAGAAGCUGGUGCACAGAGACAUCAAGCCCGAGAACAUCUUAAUCUUUGACAAGGAGUGUCGCAAGGUCAAGCUGUCGGACUUCGGCAUGACGCGGCGUGCCGGGUCGCCGGUGAAGCGUGUGAGCGGCACCAUCCCCUACACGGCGCCGGAGCUCUGUGACACGUCCAAGCACGAGGGUUUCUGCGUGGACUACAGCACGGACGUGUGGGCCUUCGGAGUGCUGCUCUUCUGCAUGCUCACCGGGAACUUCCCCUGGGAGAAGGCCAUGCCGUCCGACACUUUCUACGAAGAGUUUGUGCGCUGGCAGAGGCGGCGGACGGGCGCGGUGCCGUCGCAGUGGCGCCGCUUCACGGACGAAGCCCUGCGCAUGUUCCGAAAACUCCUGGCCUUGGAGCAGGAACGCCGCUGCUCGGUCAAGGAGGUGUUCGCGCAUUUCAGCCACCGUUGGAUGCUGGAUGGCCAGAGCGGCGGAAACCACCAUCAGGCCACGCUGAACUCUUCAUCUGAGGAGGAGGAGCUGCUGGUGGACCGCAUGAAGCAGCAGACCUUGUCUCCGACGGCUUCCAAGAGCAACGGCGUGGAGUCCGGAUCAGCUCACCACUUCACCUCCGUGUCCACGAACAGCUCCGUGUCUUCCACCAACAGCUACGAGCGUUCGGCCAGAGACAGUCCUCCUAGCAGCCGCAUCCUGGUCACGACGCCUAUAGAGAUCUGCGUGUGAACGCACAGCUGACGGAAUCAACAUGCGCACAAGCAUUCGCAUCCAUAAGAGACUCCAAACACUCGCACACAUCCGUAACGGAGUUUGACGAACAAUAUAGCGCUAUUAUAUGGAAGCCCAUUUCCACCACAUAAAAUUAUAACAUAAAAAGUCAUAAUUACGACAUAAGUCGAAUUUAUGACAUAGUCAUAUUUGAGAUUAAAGUCAAAAUUAUGACAUACUAAGUCAUAAUUCUGACAGUUAUAAUUAUGAGAUGAAAAAUUGAAAUUAUUGAUAAAAAUUAUGACUGUCAGUUUUGACUGUCAUAAUAAUGACUUUUUAAGUCAUAAUUUUUACUUCGAAUGUCAUAAUUUUGACUUUUCAUGUCAUAAUUAUACAGUCAAAAUUGUGAGAUAGUAAAAAAUUGACAUACUAAGUCAUAAUUAUGACAAUUAUAAUUAUGACUAAGAUUAAAAAGUUUAAUUUAUGAGAUAAAAAGUAGAAAUUAUGACGUGCCAUAAUUAUGACUUUUUAUGCCAUAAUUUUGACUGUCAUAAUAAUGACUUAUAUUGUUAUUAAUUUUUUACUUCGAAUGUCAUUAAAAUUAUGAGAUAAAAAGUUGAAAUUAUGACUGUCAUAAUUUCGACUUUUGUCACAUUUUCAAAUUUUAAUGUAAUAUGACUUUUAAUGUCAUAAUUUCGACUUGGUCAUUAUUUUGACUCAUAAUUUCGACUUGUCAUCUGAUAAUUAUGACUUGGUGUGUAAGUUUGACUUUUUAUGUCAUUUUUAUGUUAUGAUUUUUUACUUUUUCCUUAUGUGGCGGAAAUGGGCUUCCGGUCACAUUAGCGUAAAUUUAGCAAAUUUUUGUGGCCGAAAAGAUCUGUUGUCUGUCGUCAAAACUGCUCUCACAGAAGUCACUUUCGAACAGAGCACCUUUCUGUUUGUACGGCGAAUUCGCGUGACAAACUUGAAUGAGCGAAAUCUUUGCCGUGGAUUCCUUUUGAAAUGACUGAAAUUCGCCCACGAAAAUUCGCUGAGCAACGGUAAAUGUGACCGCAUCUUUAAACGCAAAAAAUGACGAAUUUAGUUUGUGUUCGGUGUCUGUUUGAUUCUCCGCUCGCUCGACUAACAUUCCUAACAGAGAUUUGCGUGUUUAGAAGUCUGCGAAGAAACGUUGCACUGAAACUGUGAAAUACCGCGCAGGUUGUGCUUUCUAACGCGCAAUGAACCAAUACACGAGUGGAUUGAAAGCUCGAAUCCACUUCCAGCUCGGGAAGAAACACGAGGGCUUCCCCAAAAUGUCUCUAAAGCAAUAUAUGAAGCAAAAAAGAAAGGAGAAUAUCUGGGAUCUUCAUUCUUGUGAGGAAUUUAUCAAAAUCAUUUCUGUGAAUAAGCAAACUAAGAAUUGGGACGUUUAUGAGAGCGGAUGAUGUUGGCUGUGGUACUAUGUGUGUUUGAGAUUUGCUACGUACGAAAUUACGAAUUUAGAUGUUUUGUUAUUUAAAUCCUAAUUUACUUAAUGUUCAGUAUGUGCAACAAAACGAAAGGUUUUGCCGAGGUUUAUGACACUUGAACGUGUCACAGAUAUCGCAUGUACUCAAAGUGUUUAUAAAUCUGACUUGUAGACUGUUGUUUUUAAUUAAUUGUUCUUAAUUUAUCAGGAUUCUUAGUAUUCAGAAAUAUAUAUUUUUUCAGUUGAUAUAGUGAUUAACAAACAUCAAUAUUUUUAAUUUAAUUUUAGUACUUUAGCACAGUUGUGCCAAACUUAUUUUUUAAUGUGGCUGAAAAGACGUGAAGGUCGGCUGCUGCUCCAUGACGAACAUUAAUUGAAAACUAUGGACAAAGUUUUAUUCAUGAUGUUAUUUUUCAUUUCUCAGAGUUCGGCUGUGAUUUCUUUAUGACAUUUCUGUUGCAAAAAAAACAAAAACAAAAAAAACCUUGUACCUUCUGUACUGGUUGUAGUGGUGAACAACAUACAGUAUCUAUUGAAGACUGACAGGUUGAAAAGACGUAUUUUUGCCUAUUGUACAAUUUUUUUGGUGUUCCCCCUUUAAAGUAUUAUCUUAUAUAUUUUCUACAUUGGUUUAAAUUGAAAUGCAAAACAACGAGCGCAAAUUUGCGCAAGCAAACAGAAUAACUGCAUGAUGUUGAUGAAAACAUUGAAAACAAGUGUUUUAAGAUAUGUGAGAAUUGAUGUAAUGUGAAAUUUUUUGCUGUCACAAUUGCAUAAUGUUUCAGAGUGAAAUUUUUAGUAGAUGACAUAGGGCAAAACAUCAAGCCAGCCAAAUGAAUUGUUUGUUUUGUUGUCGUGUUUGUAUGCUGCUGCUGCUGUUGUUGUUGUUGUUGUUGUUGUUUAUUUCUCACUGAGCUCAAGAACUACCUGAUAAAGCCUGUGCGUGUCAAACACAUGUGCGCCGCUGCUGUCAUAUACUGAAACCCAUCAUUUUCAGGUCAGAAUGAAAGGGAAGACUUACUGAAAAGUUCAGGAAACGUUCUGGCAAGGUUCCCUCAAAGUUAUGAACAAACAUUCCUCCAGUAACGUUAAUAGAACAUUUGCAUAAACUGCUUAGACUACUCAUAAAAGUUUUUCUUCAAGAAUGGUCCUAGCUUUUUAAUGUUAGUUAGAUAUAAAGGUAGAUUGGUCUAAUUUGAAUGGGAAAAGUAAGACUGAUUACCGCUUACUAACAAAGGUGCAAUAGGUGAUUCUCUACAGAAACGUGUUUUGUAAUGCUGGUUGAAAGUCUCCUCAUAUCCUGACAGCAAUCACUAUGAUAAGUGGACUAAAUGUAUUUUUAUAAAUAUAUAUCAUCUGUGGAAGGCAUAGGACCAUAAAAUGUUCCUUCAUUGCAUUCGGUCCGAAUGAAAUGAUAGCAUGGUUUCAGGGUUGGCCAGGUUUUCACAACAAAUUUGCUACUCAAAACUAGCCCAAUCGCAUUGCAGGGACCCGCCGGUAAAAAACACGUUCUGGGGGUAAAAUCUGCAUUUUUGGUGGGGUUCCCCUGGUAAAAUUUGCAUUCUAGGUGCUAAAUAUCAUGUUAUUUGGGGUCGCUUCAACCCACGGACAUGUAAAACAACCUGCGGCAACAGUGUUAAAGUAGCCCAAUUCCGCGGGAAAACCACGGACUUGGCAACAAUACAUGUGUUCCUGUGUUUGCAUACCACUGCGCAGCCUGUUCGCGCAGACAUCAUAUGUCAUCAGCGGCUUCAUGUACGCUGUGCAGACAGAGCGAGAAUGGCAGGCACACAGCAACAACCUAACUUUAGUUUAGUAGUACUGUUACUCACUGUACUGUAAAGUUUUCUGACUGGUGAAUGACAAAUGAUGUAACCCAAUAACGUUGUCUCUGGUCGUAUCAUUUCUGGUCUGUGCGCAUUCAUGUGUUUUGGAGGAGGCGUGGCUUUGGACGGGAUAAAUAACUCAACCCCUGGGUUGUUACGUCUGACCCAGGAGCUGGGUAACACAAAAACUACCCAAACACUGGGUUGUUACGUCUGACCCAGGAUCUGGGUAACACAAAAACUACCCAGUCACUGGGUUGUUACGUCUGACCCAGGAGCUGGGUAACACAAAAACUACCCAAACGCUGGGUUGUUACGUCCGACCCAGGAGCUGGGUAACACAAAAACGACCCAGUCACUGGGAUGUUACGUCUGACCCAGGAUCUGGGUAACACAAAAACUACCUAAACACUGGGUUGUUACGUCCGACCCAGGAGCUGGGUAACACAAAAACGACCCAAACUCUGGAAAAAUAACCCCAAAAAUUUACCCAAAAGGCUCAACCCAGGACUUGGGUAGAAAAAAUAACCCAAGAUUUUUUAGUGUAUGCUUUCAAUGCUAGCAGGCUAAAGUUAGCAUUUCCCAGAUCACCUACUGCACCUUUAACUAUCUAAACUGCUAGUUGGUCAAACAUAGUGGCUAAGUUUAUGCAACUGGUUUAAUUUUCUGCAAAACGUUAGCACAAAAACAUCAUUCAUGGAGUGUUUUUUUUCCCCCUGAAAUGUUUAAAUAAUAUUACUUACAACUUAUUUCAGAAAGCUCAGAAAAAAUUCAAAAGUAAUGUUCCCCUAAAAUGUAACAUUAAAUUUUUUCUGUAACAUUUGUGUAACCAAGAAGAAAAAAACUGAAUGUUUUUUUUUAAAAUAACGUUCAGAAAUAACGUUUUCAUAACGUAAUGGGAACGUUGGCAGAACGUUCUUAGAAUAUAUUUUGUUUGCUGGGCGAAGGCCUUGAAAACAAACAAAAGGGGUGUUUUUUUGGAAUUGGUAUAGUGUGUCUGAAUAUGUGUUUUAUUUUAUGCUACACGUCUGCAUGAGCUUUCAACAUGUAUUGGGAGUAUGUUCUGAGACGCUUAUAGUUGUAUCACUCUCUUUGCAUUAAAAGUGGCCCAGCAGUGUAGGAAAACAGAAAUAUCAUGUUCUUACAUAUCGUAGACAUGCAACGACACUUACUGACCAUGUUUUUAUUUUAAUAACAAAUGAAAAGACCUGGAGAUUUUGUGAUCGUGCUGAAGUGUUUUGGUUUAUGGUGAUCGUUUUGAUUUGAUUUUAGCUGUCGGUGGGCUUCGGUCAUCAAAACAAACUCUGAAACCCGUCUAAAUCCUGUCUUUGCAAUACAACUGUCUUCCUGUAAGCUCAGAUUUAUUCGGAAAUAAAUCUCGACUAAAAUGUG
Molecule: messenger RNA, 8727 nt
Organism: Ctenopharyngodon idella (grass carp)
Lineage: Eukaryota; Metazoa; Chordata; Actinopteri; Cypriniformes; Xenocyprididae
Gene: bsk146
Product: brain specific kinase 146
Exons: 4
Coding region: 2908-4077 (389 amino acids)
Biological process (GO): peptidyl-threonine phosphorylation; peptidyl-serine phosphorylation
Molecular function (GO): protein serine/threonine kinase activity; ATP binding
Source: RefSeq, a predicted model, not a curated record